Messenger RNA from Suricata suricatta (meerkat), 2352 nucleotides. RefSeq names its product solute carrier family 38 member 4 (gene SLC38A4). The transcript is spliced from 15 exons. The record is from RefSeq and is a predicted model, not a curated record. NCBI's taxonomy places the organism in Eukaryota, Metazoa, Chordata, Mammalia, Carnivora, Herpestidae. Gene Ontology annotation, molecular function: amino acid transmembrane transporter activity. The coding region runs from base 76 to 1719 and encodes 547 amino acids. Gene Ontology annotation, biological process: amino acid transmembrane transport.
GCCUUAAGCUGAAGGUACAGCCUACAGUUUACACUGAAGGAGCUUGUGUGUGGACAAGAAGUGCUGACAGCUCAAAUGGAUCCCAUGGAACUGAGAAAUGUCAACAUCGAACCUGAUGAUGAGAGCAUCAGUGGAGAAAGUGUUCAAGAUGGCUACACUGGGAUAGGAAAUUUAGAAAAGGCAGCAAUGAGCAGUCAAUUUACGAAUGAAGAUGCUGAAAGUCAGAAAUUCCUGACAAAUGGAUUUUUGGGAGAAAAGAAGCUGGCAGAUUACGAUGAUGAAAAUCAUCCCGGGACCACCUCCUUUGGAAUGUCUUCAUUCAACCUGAGUAAUGCGAUCAUGGGCAGUGGGAUCCUGGGCCUUUCGUAUGCCAUGGCCAACACGGGGAUCAUACUUUUUAUAAUCAUGCUGCUUGCGGUAGCAAUAUUAUCCCUGUAUUCAGUUCACCUUUUAUUGAAGACCGCCAAGGAGGGAGGGUCUUUAAUUUAUGAAAAACUAGGGGAAAAGGCAUUUGGAUGGCCUGGGAAAAUCGGAGCUUUUAUUUCCAUCACAAUGCAAAACCUUGGAGCAAUGUCAAGCUACCUCUUUAUCAUUAAAUAUGAGCUACCUGAAGUAAUCAGAGCAUUCAUGGGACUUGAAGAAAAUACUGGAGAAUGGUACCUCAAUGGCAACUACCUCGUCAUAUUUGUGUCUCUUGGAAUCAUUCUUCCACUUUCUCUUCUUAAAAAUUUAGGUUACCUUGGUUAUACCAGUGGAUUUUCUCUUACCUGCAUGGUGUUUUUUGUCAGUGUGGUGAUUUACAAGAAAUUCCAAAUACCCUGUCCUCUGCCUGUUCUGGAUCACAAUGUUGGAAAUCUGACAUUCAACAAUACACCUCCAGUGCACAUGGUAAUGUUACCUAACAACUCCGAGAUUAGUGGCGUGAACUUCAUGAUGGAUUACACCCACCAGAAUCCUGCAGGGCUAGAUGAGAACCAGGCCAAAGGAUCUCUUCAUGGCAGUGGAGUAGAGUAUGAAGCACACAGUGAUGACAAGUGUCAACCCAAAUAUUUUGUGUUCAACUCGCGGACGGCCUACGCAAUUCCCAUCCUAGCAUUUGCUUUUGUGUGCCACCCUGAGGUCCUUCCCAUAUACAGUGAACUUAAAGAUCGGUCCCGGAGGAAGAUGCAGACAGUGUCAAAUAUUUCCAUCACAGGAAUGCUCAUCAUGUACCUGCUGGCUGCCCUCUUUGGUUACCUAACCUUCUAUGGAGAAGUUGAAGAUGAAUUACUUCAUGCUUACAUCAAAGUAUACACAUUUGACACCCCUCUCCUCAUGGUGCGCCUGGCAGUCCUCGUGGCAGUGACACUAACUGUGCCCAUUGUCCUGUUCCCAAUUCGUACAUCAGUGACCACACUCUUAUUUCCCAGAAGACCCUUCAGUUGGAUAAGACAUUUCUUGAUAGCAGCCAUACUUCUUGCACUUAAUAAUGUUCUGGUCAUCCUUGUACCAACAAUAAAAUACAUCUUUGGAUUCAUAGGGGCUUCCUCUGCCACUAUGCUGAUCUUCAUCCUUCCAGCGGUUUUUUAUCUUAAACUUGUCAAGAAAGAACCUUUUAGGUCACCACAAAAGGUUGGGGCUUUAAUUUUCCUUGUGGUUGGAAUCAUCUUCAUGAUUGGAAGCAUGGCACUCAUUAUAAUUGACUGGAUUUACAACCCCCCAAAUUCCAAGCGUCACUAACCCAAGGAAAAAUACCUUUUCUAUUGGAAAUGGUGGCAAAUUAUGCUGCAAAAGACAUUUGAGUUCUAUUAUUUGGAAUGUUAUUCAUAGGAAAUAACAAGAAGAUUCCAAAGAUGUUUAUAGUAACAUCACCAGGCACCCGCGGAAGAAAAAAAACAUCAUUUGUCAAGAAUGGCUAUUUAUAGGUUUAAAACCUGUGGUGUGUACAUUUCUACCCAGGUUUUUCUAGAGCAGUGAGAGAGGAUGUAUUUUUGCUGUUGCACAUGCAGAAUAAGGGUAGCUGCGUGGAACUGUCAGAUAAUACCCUUUCCCUCCCCGCAAAAUUACCAAAUGCUUAUAUUUUCAGAACAUCCAACAAAAAUGCCCUGGUGGCAAAGCUGUGACCCCUUAAUGCCUUCUCCCAAUCCAGCACCAAAUAUUCUAGGUCUAUUUAAUAACAGAGGCUAAAGCCAUGUCUUAUGAACUGUCCCUGAAAGGUACAUGAAUGAUCAGACAGCCGGCUAGAACAUCUUAUUGUCAACAGUGAAGGAAUAUUUUGCCCAUUUUGUUUGUGACAUUGAAUGAAUGACUUCUUCAUUCAAUAGAUUUUUGGUAAAUGUUAAAGACAUCUUAUUAAACACAGGCAUACUUUGU